Messenger RNA from Centropristis striata (black sea bass), 644 nucleotides. Its product is annotated as testis-expressed protein 49-like. The coding region runs from base 78 to 518 and encodes 146 amino acids. The record is from RefSeq and is a predicted model, not a curated record. NCBI's taxonomy places the organism in Eukaryota, Metazoa, Chordata, Actinopteri, Perciformes, Serranidae. The transcript has 4 exons.
UUUAUUUACCUGCUGUGUGUGUUUCUCUUUCUCUCUCUCUGUAUCGGUUGUAAACUUGUUUCUAACUCUACUGCUAUAUGGCUUUCUUCGGUUUGACACACUUGGGUUAUCAAAACCCAAUAGGCGAUAAAAUGAUAGUGAAUCCCAGAGGAGCGUCUCAUUCCCGGGAAGGUGAAAGUAACAACACAGCAGGACUGCCUCCAUCUCUUCAAGAACAGCAGCGAGCCCUCAGAUGUACAGACACAUGCAGUGUUUACCACCAGCCUCCUCCCUACAGCGCCAACAUACACCAUGGGAGCCAUGAGCAAUACAAAGAGAUGGUCAAACGGGUUCAAACACCCAGAUCCCCUAACCAGCUGUACAUAAUGCCUCUGACAGACAACCAGCAGUAUGGAUGGAUGACGUCCAGGACACCUGAACCAUGGACCCAAGUCAAACGCUUUCCCCGAAAAAACAGUGAGAUGACAAAGUUUGUCAAAGAAAUGUCAACAACUGACCGGGAGUUCAGCCUGUUCUGACAGCCUUUCUUCUUCAAUUACACACACACACUCAUCAGAAGCCGGAUCAGUUUUGAUGUGAAUUUCUGACAUUGAGUCUUUGGGGCUUUGAGUAACUGCCUUGUUGAAUUAUAUUUCUUAACUGUU